Molecule: messenger RNA, 831 nt
Organism: Exophiala oligosperma
Lineage: Eukaryota; Fungi; Ascomycota; Eurotiomycetes; Chaetothyriales; Herpotrichiellaceae
Product: proteasome subunit alpha type-4
Exons: 4
Coding region: 1-831 (276 amino acids)
Biological process (GO): ubiquitin-dependent protein catabolic process
Cellular component (GO): proteasome core complex, alpha-subunit complex; proteasome core complex; nucleus
Source: RefSeq, a predicted model, not a curated record
AUGGCUUCCGGCUACGAUCGUGCGCUUUCAGUCUUCAGUCCGGACGGCCAUGUUUUUCAGGUCGAAUAUGCUCUGGAAGCAGUCAAGCGAGGUACAUGCGCAGUCGGCGUCAAAGGGAAGGAUAUUGUAGUGCUGGGAUGUGAGAAGAGAUCAGCGAUGAAGCUUCAAGAUACCAGAAUCACACCUUCAAAGAUUGGUCUCAUCGAUACCCACGUCUGUCUAGCUUUCGCUGGUCUCAAUGCGGACGCCAGAAUAUUGAUCGACAAGGCGCGAUUAGAGGCACAAUCCCACAGACUGACGGUGGAGGAUCCGGUCACGAUUGAGUACAUCACCAAGUACGUCGCCGGUGUACAGCAAAGAUACACUCAGAGCGGCGGUGUGAGACCUUUUGGUAUCAGCACAUUGAUCAUCGGCUUCGACAAGGGAGACAAGGAGCCCAAAUUAUACCAGACUGAGCCUUCUGGCAUCUACUCAGCUUGGAAAGCCAAUGCCAUCGGACGAUCGAGCAAGACGGUACGAGAGUUCCUCGAACGAAACCACAAGGACGACAUGGACCGAGAAGCCACCAUUGCAUUGACGGUCAAGUCUCUCCUCGAAGUGGUCCAAACUGGUGCAAAGAAUAUUGAAAUUGCCAUCAUGGCUCCUGGAAAGACCAUUGAAAUGUUGCCCUCGGAGCAGAUCGAACAAUACGUCAAAACGAUUGAGGCGGAAAAGCAGGAAGAGCAGGCAAAGAAGAAGCCAGGAAGAGCUGCAGCUUCAGGUCCCGGCACCUCGACUCUACCUACAAGACCAGUUGGUGAGGGUGAGGGUGAAGGCUCAGGGGACACCUGA